Messenger RNA from Letharia columbiana, 1560 nucleotides. RefSeq lists its product as uncharacterized. The transcript has a single exon. NCBI's taxonomy places the organism in Eukaryota, Fungi, Ascomycota, Lecanoromycetes, Lecanorales, Parmeliaceae. Gene Ontology annotation, biological process: regulation of DNA-templated transcription; double-strand break repair. The record is from RefSeq and is a predicted model, not a curated record. The coding region runs from base 1 to 1560 and encodes 519 amino acids. Gene Ontology annotation, cellular component: Ino80 complex.
AUGCGCAGUAACAAGCGUAGGGUCUUACCCAAUUCGAAGGAAUUGAUUGUCAAUUAUAACAAACGGACACCUCCGGAGACCAUAUCAGAGCACAACGAUCCUUUUAGAGUAGACUGGACUGAGAUUCCUGCCGACCCGAAAGAAGCCCCAGGAUUUUUUACUGGGAAAGAGGCACUUAGGAUCCCAGAUAAGUCAAUUCCACGUUACAAGCUCUUUUGGCCACUGCGGUAUGGCUGGUACAACGAGUCGGAGUAUCGUGAGAAGAAAGAUCUGUACAACGACAUUGCGACAGUUAUUGAAGAGGCGAUCAAGACGCAGUUGAAUCUCCGGCGCAAAAGAGACUGGGUGCAGUAUGGAUGUGUCUUCGUUGUUCCUGACCUGUAUGAAAGACACUACGUUUCUCAGACACUAGAGAUGCUGAUGAGAGACCUGGGCUUCGGUAAGGUCUGCUUCAUUCAGGAAAGUCUGGCUGCAACUUGUGGUGCAGGCUAUACGACUGCCUGCGUUGUGGAUGUAGGAGCUCAGAAGACUUCCAUAUGCUGUGUCGAAGAGGGGAUGUGCAUUGAGAAUUCUCGAAUCAAUUUGAAAUGUGGUGGUGCAGAUGUCACGGAGACCUUCAUCAGAAUGAUGCUGUAUGAUCACUUCCCGUAUGCGGACAUCAACUUGAAGCGCCGGUAUGAUUUUCUGCUUGCAGAAGAACUCAAAUAUAAGUUUUGUACCAUGAAUGAAGGAGAAAUAAGCCCCCAGCUUUUCGACUUCCACCUGAGAGCAUCUGGGCAAGACACUAGGAAGUACACCUUCAAGACAUACGAUGAGGUAUUACUGGCGCCUCAGGGCUACUAUCAACCAACGAUCUUUGACAAUUCUCAGAAGCUCAAGGGUCGACGGAAGCUCAUUGACCGAUCUUACGACCUCUAUGAGGGUGGGCCUAAUGAUCCCGUGUCUUCUGCGCAGUCUGCUGUAUUGUCACUUAUAAGUCCAAUCGUGUCAGUCAACGGCCAAACGAAUGGCGAGACGAGCAAUGGGCAGGUAGCCCUAGGUCCAAUAAAACCUUCAUCAAACCUGUUUCAGAAGAUCAACGAGACCGAGCGCACCCCAGCCUCAACAGUAGGAUCUCCUGCGCCGGAUGACGACGAUACCCCAGUACCAAUUGGUGAGACCAACACUGGAACGGAGAUCCUUGCAACCUCAGUUCGAGACGAUGUGCUUCCGGUGAUUGCUCUCGAUACCGCUAUACUGACAUCCAUCGGCCACGGAGCACGACUCGAUGAGCGCAAGACUAGGGAUUUCCUCAGUAGUGUCAUGGUCGUUGGCGGAGGAGCUCAGAUCCCAGGCUUCUACAUGUUCUUGGAGGAGAGGUUGAAAGAACUGAGGCCAGGAUUUGCGAAGGACAUCGUGAUCGGAACACCACCUAGGGAGCUGGAUCCACAAGGUGUGAUUUGGAAAGGCGGAAGCGUGUUUGGGAAGCUAAGGGGGACAAAUGACAGCUGGAUAGGUAAGACGGAGUACGACCGUUUGGGUGCCAGGCUGCUGGUUUACAAGUGUAUGUGGGCCUGGUAG